Messenger RNA from Microthlaspi erraticum, 483 nucleotides. The record is from the annotation of a GenBank genome assembly. Lineage: Eukaryota; Viridiplantae; Streptophyta; Magnoliopsida; Brassicales; Brassicaceae.
AUGGAAGCUACACUGAUAAUUUCUUCGCCGGCGGCUUCGAUUUCACCACUCCGAUUCCAUCCAUUGGUGCUUACACAAAAAACAUCCUCGGGAACGCAGAAGAAUAAUAAGAAGACGAUGAGCGUCUCUGCUGCCGCGUCUUCUGGGAAAGACCAUUACUACGGCGGAGGAAGGUUAGUGGACGAGAACAUGAUCGUCCUGAGGAGAAGGAUCCACGAGACGAAGAUGGUGGAGAGAAACUACGAGCCUCCUUCUCACUGGAUGGAUUGGGAGAAGCGUUUCUACAGCAGCUACGACUCUGUUAUCUGCGAUUCCGUUGGUCUUCUCCAGAGUUUCCUCAUGAAUUCUCGCCCCACCGUCGCAAUCGCAACGCUGAUUCUCCUCCUCGUCAGCGUUCCCGUUUCCUCCUCCGUUUUCGCGUUUCGCCUUCUUGACUUCCUUCAUUGGGUUCUCGCCGCCGCAACAUCAGGCCACAUGAGCUGA